GUGACCGUUUUUUUCACAGCGUGCUCGAAGUCGGUGUGUGCAUCAUGGGACCUAAAAAGAAAACAAAUCUAUUUUAUGGUAAAGCUAAAUCUUAUUUAGUUUGUAAUUUUCCAAUACCAGCUCAUUUAAAUAUGGGCUGUAGAAAUGGACAUGUACUGCAUAUAUUGGCAACUAACAAUGAUUCAUACCAAGUAACUGUAGAACUAAUCAGUAAGUAUUUUAACAUCAACAUUUUUCCCAAUCAGAUUCUGCAACUAGUUAAAAAAUCAAAAGUCUUUGUAAAAGCUUUUUCACGAAAUUCAAAACAAUUUAUUGACAUCUGCAACAUGCUCUUUGAAUACCAACCAACAACAUCUGCUGUCACUCAAACAUCACAGUUAAUCACAACCUCUAAUCACAUUGCUACGUGUUCUUCAUUUUUUUCUCAGCAAAUCACUGUUUCGUCUCUAUCAAAUAGUGACUCUUCUCAAGAAUCAUUAUCCAAGUUGAGAGCUGACCAGGUUAGUCCCAAGAAAAAGAUUAUGAGAAAGAGAUUAACCAUUUUGGAAAACGAAAUCGCAAUUAAAAAGAGAAAACAUAAAGAAGAUCUUAAAGGUUUAAAAGAAAAGGCAAAGGCUAGACCAUACAGAUUAAAAUAUCUAAAUCAGGUUAUUGCUCGUAAGGAAAAAAUAAUUCAUCAACUUAGAAAAAAAUUAAAAGAAAAUUUUUUAAAUAUACAGUUAAAAAAACUUCAAAAUCAAAUUUUUUAUUUGAAACAACAGUUAACAUUCACCGAAACCAAGUUUUUUAAUCAAAAGACAAUGUUAUCCCAACAACUUGCUGAGAAAAAUUCUGCAAUUCUUGUACUUCAAAAUGACAUACUGGUUUUACAGGAAAAGUUAGAAGAUAUUCAGCAAGUAACACAAAACACCAAAAAUGAAAAAUGUUACUCAGCAGAUAUCAGAACACUUAUAUAUGACAUGCUUGUGUGCCAAGUUCCUAGACAUAGUGUGCCAUCUCUGCUCCAUAAAAUUGGAGAACAUACUGGCAAUCAAUUUAGUCAAAUUCCACAUCGGACAACUGUAGAACAAAUGAUGCGUGAGCUUGGUGUUCUUUCAGACUUACAGACUGCUGAGAUAGCAUUUUCAACGAAAGAUCUGACACUUGGUUUUGAUGCAACAACCCAGGAGGGUGUUCAUGUAAAUGCUGUACACUUAACAACCGAAUCAGUAUGUAUGGUUGUAGCUAUUGAUCAACUUCCUGGAGGUACAGCUUAUGACUAUCAGAGUCAUAUUACAAAAUCUGUUGAUAAUCUUGCUAAGUUAUAUAGUGACUUCUACAAGCUUAAAUACACUGAUGUAAGAAGCACUAUUAUCGGGAACAUAACAAAUACCAUGAGUGAUAGAGUUGCAACAAACCAUGCAACAGUCUCAAAGUUAAACCUAGUUUGGCAGAAAUCAUUAAAUGAACUUAACUGUCACCUUCACCCCUUGGACACAAUGACAAGCUCUUGCAAGUCUUCACUUAAAGCAUUAGAGACUUGAAAAGGGAAACUUUUUGGAAGAGACUGCAUAGCAGCAAACAUUGUUGUACAGCUGAACAAACUUCGUUACAAGGAUGCUAAAGGCGAUCCAAAGGGUUUUGUAACCUUUUUGGACCAACAUGAGUUGCCCAGAGGAUUGCUACCACGCUAUAGAGGGAACAGACUACAUAUACUUUUUCACACAUGUGGUAUUUUGAUCCAUCAUUAUGCCAUAUUGAAGAUAUUUCUGUG
Molecule: messenger RNA, 1753 nt
Organism: Hydra vulgaris (swiftwater hydra)
Lineage: Eukaryota; Metazoa; Cnidaria; Hydrozoa; Anthoathecata; Hydridae
Source: RefSeq, a predicted model, not a curated record